Messenger RNA from Oryza sativa Japonica Group (Japanese rice), 2308 nucleotides. Its product is annotated as RNA polymerase sigma factor sigC. Gene Ontology annotation, molecular function: DNA-binding transcription factor activity. Lineage: Eukaryota; Viridiplantae; Streptophyta; Magnoliopsida; Poales; Poaceae. Gene Ontology annotation, biological process: DNA-templated transcription initiation; regulation of DNA-templated transcription. The record is from RefSeq and is a predicted model, not a curated record.
AAACAGGAUUGCUCGUGCGGAAUUCCUCUGUGACAGACAGUUUUUACUCACUAUUCUUGAGGAAAAGGAAAGGAAAAUAUCUCGCGAGAAAAGAUCCCAACUCGUUUUCUUUCACCCUAAGAUCUUUCUGCCUGUCCAUGUCCAACCAAAGAAGAGUCUGAGACUCUGAGUUGGAUGGAUAGGGUCCCCAACCCUUCUUCACCAAUCACCACCCCCAUCUGCUGCCAUUGCUGUUGCAGGCCAGCUAACGGAAGGCCCGGGCGACAUGGGUUUGCAGAUGAUGCGUGGUAGGCCCUGCGCCCCGUGCUGUUCGUCCUCCUCCUCCUCCUCCUCCUCUUCCUCCUCGUCCUGGAUGCCCUCCAAGCAUCCUCACGCGCCAUUGAGUCGAAGGAAAAUCUCAUCUGAGUCACUUAGAGCAUUGGCCUUGCACCUCUUGCCCAAACGUCGGAAAUACCAAAAUGGGGAUAUCUCAAGGAUUUCAGCAUCUUCGUCCGGUGUGCUUGAAAUCACCGAGAACAAGUCCAAUAACAAGGCUGAUGCAGAAAGAAAGAUCCUUGAUGAUGCUCUUGACAGAAAGCCGCAGAUUGACUGGGUUGAAGAAGAUAUCUCUUCUUGGAUGGAUAAGAGUUACACAAGCAGCAAUUUGGAGUAUAACUUAUUAAUGCAAAACAUUCAGGUCUUAGAAAGUAGUUUGGCUGGUAAAGACUUGGUAAGGCUGGAAAGAGAUAUCCUUGUACAUAUCGAACGGCUGGGAGCAUUGAAAUCAUUCAACGCGUCUAUCUCCAGGGCCACUCUAACACAAACAUAUGAAUUAGAGUUUUCACUUCCUGGGGAUAUUAUUAAGCUUGAUCCAGAGAUUCCUCUCGAGGAGCAAAAUGAUGUGGUAAUUGUUCGAAGUGGGAAAAGUCAAGAGAGGAAACUGAAAAGAAUGAAAGCAUCAGAAAAGGGCUCUCGGGUCUCCGUGAAAACACCCUCACGAAAAUCAAAGAAGUCCAGUAGUAGUCAAUUUAUAGCUGAGUGGAAAAACUAUCCAGGCCGAAGAAGGAGCAUUGUACGAGAACAAUCAGCAUUGCUGGUUACUAUCAAGGAGUGUGCAAACCUUGAGAAAAUAAGAGAAAACUUGUUGAAGGAUGGGAGUGAAGUCAGCCAUGCAAGCUGGGCCAAGGCAGCUGGAAUUGAUGAAGCAUUGUUGAGGAGUAGGCUGCAAGAAGGUUACUGCUGCCGAGAGAGAUUACUGGUAACCACCGAGUGGCUAGUCAAGUACAUUGCAAAGACAUACGCUGGAAUGGGAACAGCUUUUGAGGAUCUACUGCAGGCUGGGAAAAUGGGUGUCCUUAAUGGAGCUGAGAAAUUCGACAGCCAAAAAGGAUGCAAGUUCUCAACUUAUGUGAAGUACUGGAUAAGGAAAGCAAUGUUAGCACUUCUUGCUGAAAACUCUGGAGUAAUCCAGCUGCCCGCAAGGAUGGAGGGUAUAAUUCGUAAGGUCAGGGAAGCGAGAAGGGCGAUUCGCUACAACACAGGGAGGAACCCACCAGAUGCAGAAAUCGCAGCCCUCAUCGGUGUAUCAGUUGCCAAUGUUAGGUUGGCACGGAAAUGCUCUCGUCGAGUUGUGUCGCUUUACACAGAGAUCGGAGUUGGACAGAAUGCAAAAUUUGUGGAAGUGACUCCGGACACAUCUUUAGAAGCUCCAGAUGAGGCUAUGUUCCGGAUGCAGUUGAGAGAGAGACUGCUUCAUGUCCUGGACAGGCUCCCCCCAAGAGAAGGGCACGUACUGAAGCUGCGGCACGGGCUGGAAGAUGGGAAAUGCAGGUCCCUGGAGCAGAUUGGGAGCAUUUACCAUGUCUCCAAGGAGUGGAUAAGGAAAAUAGAGAAGUCGGCCAUGUCCAAGCUGAGGAACGACGACGUGCAUAAUGAACUCAAGGACUUCUGUGGAUUCUAGUGCUCCUGAUCGAGCUUUCUUGUGCAUAUAGAGCUCUCUACUUUGCAUCAAGUACACAUGAUUUUCACAAGGGUUCCUUUGCUUCAGGAGGAGGAACAAGGAUGCGUUCAACGAGAAGUUGAGAACUGUACUGAUGAUGUUGUGAUAGCAUUCGAUAGAAAGUUGUAUAUAUCGCAUAACAUUACAAGCAUUUGUUUACCUUUUUAUUUUGAAAAUUUACAAGCAUUUGUUUCAGACGAACUGUUCAGUAUAGAGCAGAUGUAAUACAGAAUGUGGAUCAUACAUUGAUGGAUGUAUAGUGCAAAAGAAAUAUUGCCAUACUGUUGACUGUUGCUAAAAAUGCUGACAAUUAUAUCAAUGUUUUGAACA